Messenger RNA from Populus euphratica (Euphrates poplar), 1581 nucleotides. Its product is annotated as probable (S)-N-methylcoclaurine 3'-hydroxylase isozyme 2. NCBI's taxonomy places the organism in Eukaryota, Viridiplantae, Streptophyta, Magnoliopsida, Malpighiales, Salicaceae. Gene Ontology annotation, molecular function: monooxygenase activity; heme binding; oxidoreductase activity, acting on paired donors, with incorporation or reduction of molecular oxygen. The record is from RefSeq and is a predicted model, not a curated record. The transcript has 2 exons. The coding region runs from base 2 to 1525 and encodes 507 amino acids.
UAUGGCUCAAACUAGCUUAACUCAAGCAAUCAAUCUCUUCUCUCCUAUUCUCCUUCUCCUUCCUCUUUUGCUUCUGAUUGUCCUCAAGCACUUUAGACACAAUUCAUCACUUCCACUUCCUCCAGGUCCAUAUCCAUGGCCAAUCUUAGGCAACAUUCUCCAACUUGGAGAUAAGCCCCAUAUCACCCUAACCCAUUUUGCAAAAAUCCAUGGACCAAUCUUCUCAUUAAGACUUGGGACCCAACUUGUAGUUGUGGGAUCCUCUCAAGCUGCUGCCAUUGCAAUCCUCAAGACUCAUGAUAGAAUUCUAUCAGGGCGACAUGUUCCUCACAUGGCACCAAGCAAGAGUUCAGAACUCAACAAAUUAUCACUGGGUUGGGUUGUUGAGUGCAACGAGAGGUGGAGGUAUUUACGCACAAUAUGCAAAAGUGAGCUUUUCUCACUCAAAGCACUAGAGUCCCAAGCAUGUAUAAGAGAGAGAAAAGCCAAGGAAAUGGUUGAUUUUAUCAAUAAAAUGGAAGGGAAAGUAGUUAAGAUUAGAGAGGUAGCAACUGCUACUGUUUUUAACAUGUUGAGCAAUAUUUUAGUGUCCAGGGAUCUUGUGAGCUUGGAGCUUGAGAGUGAGGAUGGAGGGAUGAGUUCGGUAUUAAAAGACAUUGCAAAGCUGGCUUCUACUCCAAAUAUAUCUGACUUUUAUCCAAUAUUGAGUCCAUUAGAUCUACAAGGUUUAAGAAAGAAGACUAUGGAAUUGCACAGGAGGUCUUUUAAUAUGUGUGACUCUAUCAUCCAAGAAAGAAGAGAGGGGGGGGAGGGAAAAGGAGACGGUCCCGAUGCUUCAAGACGGAGAGACUUUCUUGACGCUCUUAUCCUCAAUGGCUCAAGCGAUGAUCAGAUUGACACUUUGCUUAUGGAGCUCCUUUCUGCUGGCACAGACACAAGUAGCUCGACCAUAGAAUGGACAAUGGCAGAGCUGAUAAAGAAUCCGAGAUGCCUAAAGAAAGUUCAAGAAGAGAUUGCAAAUGUAAUAAAUAUGAACCGGGAUACGGGAUUUAAGGAAUCCUACCUUCCACAGCUAACAUACCUUCAGGCUUGUGUCAAAGAAACCCUCAGGUUGCACCCUCCAGGACCGUUUCUUCUUCCUCACCGCGCCAUCGACUCUUGCCAAGUGAUGAAUUACACCAUUCCAAAGAACACUCAAGUGCUAGUAAAUUAUUGGGCUAUCGGACGAGACCCCAAGAGUUGGGAGGAACCAGUAGUUUUUAAUCCAGAAAGGUUCUUGAGCGCAAAUUUGGAUUUUAAAGGGAAUGACUUUGAGUUCAUACCGUUUGGCUCAGGAAGGAGAAUCUGCCCUGGCCUGCCGAUGGCUGCAAAACAUGUUGCAUUGAUCAUUGCUUAUUUGAUCCUUUUCUUUGAUUGGUCUCUUCCAUGUGGAAAGAACCCUACUGAUUUAGAUAUGAGUGAGAACUAUGGCUUAACUUUGCGGAAGGAACAACCUUUACUUCUAGUUCCGACUAGUAAAAAAUGAGUGCGAGGAGAUUUAGCUGUCCUUCUUGCAUUCUAAUAAUAAACAUGUCUUGUUUU